Molecule: messenger RNA, 859 nt
Organism: Zea mays
Lineage: Eukaryota; Viridiplantae; Streptophyta; Magnoliopsida; Poales; Poaceae
Exons: 1
Coding region: 157-693 (178 amino acids)
Biological process (GO): response to auxin
Source: RefSeq, marked validated
GUCCGGGCUCACUCCUGCGCGCUUCCGUUGCGAUUGCGACUUUGCACCAUUAACACUCCCUGCGUGCGGUGCGUCUGCUUAGGGAGGGGAAGGACAGACUCUCAACGAAGGAGAGACCUUCCCGCAGUUUCUCUCUCUCUUGCAAUCCUCCUCGCCAUGCUAAGGAGGUCCCGCCACGGCGGGGUCCGUCUCGGCCGGAAUCUGCUCGGCCUGUGGCGGCGGGCGCUCUGCGGCCGGCGCCGGCGCCGGGGAGGCUACUGCCGCCUGCAGCAGCAGCAGCAGCCCACCUGCGCCGGCAGCGGCUGCACGCCCGGGCGCGGCGCUACCGCGAGGAAGCUCGCGCCGGUGCUGCGGUGGGGCCGGUCGCUGGCGCGGCGCCUGCGGCUCGGGUGGAGGGCCGCCGGCGGCGGGCACCGGAUGCUGCCGGACGGCGACGGCGAGCCCGCGGUGAGCACGCCCAAGGGGCAGGUGGCCGUGUACGUCGGCGGCGAGGGCGAGGCGUCGCAGUCGCUGCGGUACGUGGUGCCCGUGGUGUACUUCAACCACCCCACGUUCGGCGAGCUGCUGAGGGAGGCCGAGGAGGAGUUCGGGUUCCAGCACCCGGGCGUCAUCAGCAUCCCCUGCCCCGCCGCGCGGUUCGAGCGGGCCGCGGCCCUCGCCGCCGCGGCCAAGAAGGGCUUCGGCAGGUGGUAGGCAGGCAGGCGGGGCGCGCGGUAGUCGUUGAUUAGGGAGGGAGAGACGCCGCACGACGACGGAGGCCCCCUGACCGCCGCCGGCCGGUGGCGGAGGCGGAUGAUGGUGUAUAUGCAUGCAUGUGCGCUUUGCUUCAGAAACGUACGGGGCUGCCUGGCCUAGGCCU